CCAGAAGUCUCCGUUCCACGGCUGCGUAGCCUAUGGGUUUCGAAAUAGUUGUCGCGAGCGACGGCGGCGUGACCCGCGGCUAGAGAUGGCUCUGGUGGGCAGAUCUCCAAGUUGUCUCUUGGGUCGCGUUAAUAGGUCGGCGGCGCUACUUGAUGUUAGGUGGCUUCAACCCCAGGCCUGGCUGGGACUUCUCGACUCCUGGGGACUCCCGUCUACGCAGCCGAACCGGGGCAAGGCUCGCGGGAACGAGUACCAGCCGAGCAACAUCAAACGCAAGCACAAGCACGGCUGGAUCAAGCGCUUGAGCACGCCAGCCGGCGUCCAGGUCAUCCUUCGCCGCAUGCUCAAGGGCCGCAAAUCACUGAGCCACUGAGUGCGACGCUGCUGGUGGGACCUCCAUUAAAGCAUUUCCCUCGACUCAGACUUCUCCUGCUGCUUUUUGUGGGGAAGUUGGACAACUCAGACAUGAGUGCUUCUCCAGUUGUGGGGUUGACCCAGGGAUAGAAGUCUGGGGGUAGACGGGAAGAGGGAGUGAGAGGUCAGAUCUUGGCCAAGUCCCUUUUUACGCUUUUGAAUUAGGAAGAAUUUCACAUUUAUGGCAACAGCCCACCGAAUAGUGCAGUGAGUGAAUCCUGUGUACUCACCCAGCUCUGACCACCAAUUAUCCACAAACCGUUCUGACCCCUCCUGUGUUAUUUUGAAGCAAAUCUCAGGCAUCUGGUUACUUAAAUAUUUCAGAAUGCAGCUCUCCAAGAUAAGGGCCCUUUAAAACGUAAUCACAAAACUUUCACACCUAAAGAAAGUCAACAAUUUCUUAAUAUCAUUAAAUGUCUAGUAAAUGUUUAAAUUUC
Messenger RNA from Pteropus alecto (black flying fox), 851 nucleotides. RefSeq names its product mitochondrial ribosomal protein L34 (gene MRPL34). The coding region runs from base 86 to 373 and encodes 95 amino acids. Gene Ontology annotation, cellular component: mitochondrial large ribosomal subunit; ribosome. Gene Ontology annotation, molecular function: structural constituent of ribosome. Gene Ontology annotation, biological process: translation. The transcript is spliced from 2 exons. NCBI's taxonomy places the organism in Eukaryota, Metazoa, Chordata, Mammalia, Chiroptera, Pteropodidae. The record is from RefSeq and is a predicted model, not a curated record.